AUGAGAGGAGAGCAUAUUCCAAAGAGCAAAGGAGGAAGAACCCCCCUCCUCACCUCACGCCAGCGCUCAUUGCUCAUCAGAGGCAUUGGCCAGCGCCUUUAUACUUCAGCUACCGAAGCUUCAGCAUACUGGCUACAACACUAUCAGGUUCGAUUGUCCAGGUACACCAUCACACGGGUUCUGAAGCGCGCCAAACUCAAGCUGAGGGUAAAACGAAAAAAACCUUUGCUCACCAAGAGGCAUAAACAGCGCAGGCUUGCCUUUGCCAGGCGGUACCAGUACUGGACUGUUGAACAGUGGAAGAACAUCAUCUGGAGUGAUGAAUGCAAGGUUCAACAGCUGGGAAAGGGCUUCAACCGGCGCUACUGGUCCAGGCAACCCAAUCUCAACAUGUAUAUGCCCAACAUGCAGGGUGGCGGCCAUUCCGUCAUGAUCUGGGGCUGUAUGACCUGGGCAGGCCUUGGUCUGAUGGUGGUUGUCAAUGGGAAGCUUAACUCAGAGUCCUACGUCAGCUUACUUGAAGAGGCGCUGCCUGGUAGCAUCCUGAAGUGGAAGCAAAAGCAAGCAUUGCCAAGUCGCGAUGUGAUGGUCUUUCAACAAGACAAUGCAAGCUGUCAUAGCUCUCGAGAGACGCAGGAAUACCUCAGAGAGGUUCAGUGGAAUGUCCUGCCCUGGCCUGCGCUGUCACCGGACCUCAAUCCUAUUGAACAUGUGUGGACAGAGCUGAAAAAGCGUCUCUCAUACCAGAGAUAUACCAUCAAGACUAGGGAAGAGCUCAAGACAGCGAUUGCUCGAAUCUGGGAGCAGAUUCCACAGGAAACAGUCCAAACUCUCAUUAGCUCAAUGCCCAGGCGCUUGGAGGCAGUCAGAAAGGCCAGGGGCGGACAUACAAAGUACUAA
Messenger RNA from Moesziomyces aphidis, 900 nucleotides. NCBI's taxonomy places the organism in Eukaryota, Fungi, Basidiomycota, Ustilaginomycetes, Ustilaginales, Ustilaginaceae. The record is from the annotation of a GenBank genome assembly.